UUCUUCAAAAAGUACCCUCUUGUCCCAAGGAUCACUGUAGUAGGUCUUUCACUACCAUUCCUACAGUGGUUGCAAGAUACCGUUUCUUCCUCACUCUCCAUGUACCAUGCCAGUGACAUCUUAGCAGCUAGAGUGUGGAGCUGGCCUGUGGGAGUCAAGUAUUGGUGGUGUGACCUGUUCAUGCAGGGGAAACUUGAACAUUCACAGGUGCACCAGAGGCUCUCUUCCUGGCAGAAUUUGAGAGUUGUUUAUUGCAGUACUGUUGUGCCCUCUGAUGAUGUGACAGUGGUUUAUCAAAAUGGUUUACCUGUGAUAUCUGUGAGGCUACCAUCCCGGCGUGAACGCUGCCAGUUCACGCUCAAACCCAUCUCCGACUCUGUUGGUGUAUUUUUACGACAACUGCAAGAAGAGGAUCGGGGAAUUGAUCGAGUUGCAAUCUAUUCACCAGAUGGUGUUCGAGUUGCUGCCUCGACUGGGAUAGAUCUCCUCCUCCUCGAUGACUUCAAGUUGGUCAUUAAUGACUUAACGUAUCAUGUACGGCCACCAAAGAGAGACCUCUUAAGCCAUGAAAAUGCAGCAACGCUGAACGACGUGAAGACGCUAGUCCAGCAGCUCUACACUACACUGUGCAUCGAACAGCACCAGUUAAACAAAGAAAGGGAGCUCAUCGAGAGAUUAGAGGAUCUCAAACAGCAGCUGGCUCCCCUGGAAAAGGUACGAAUCGAAAUUAGCCGAAAAGCUGAGAAGAGGACCACUUUGGUGCUAUGGGGUGGCCUUGCUUACAUGGCCACACAGUUUGGCAUUUUGGCCCGACUCACCUGGUGGGAAUAUUCCUGGGACAUCAUGGAGCCAGUCACCUACUUCAUCACUUACGGAAGUGCCAUGGCCAUGUAUGCGUAUUUUGUAAUGACGCGCCAGGAGUAUGUUUAUCCAGAAGCCAGAGACAGACAAUACUUACUAUUUUUCCAUAAAGGAGCCAAAAAGUCACGUUUUGACUUAGAGAAAUACAAUCAACUCAAGGAUGCAAUUGCUCAGGCAGAAAUGGAUCUUAAGAGACUGAGAGACCCAUUGCAAGUACAUCUGCCCCUCCGACAAAUUGGUGAAAAAGAUUGAUCUGCAAAGAGCCUGUGAAUCCUGACAAAAAGAACACCUGUUUAUAACUCUUGCCUUUUUACUUAAAGCAUUGCAGGUGGAAGCUGGGAGCCAUGUGGGGGUAGAGGGUUUUUACCUUUAAUUAUAAAACAACAAAAAAAAAGAUUUUAGGGAAGAAAGGAAUGUUAAAAUCUGAGGAUCAGGGAUCAUGGGAUAUAAGCUCAAAGGGCUCAGUGAAUAUUGUCUUAAUCAGUCUCAUACUUUGGAUGAAAUGAUGCAGUUAUGUAGUUGAGAGAUUCAUAAAGAGAAAAUGAUGCUGGGGUGUUUGUUUCUUGCAUCUUUUUUUGCAGGGUAAGCAAAACAGUAACACACCAGCACCCCACUCAGCUCUAUUUUUUUUUUUAAUUUAACAUUUCUUAUUUUUGACAUAAGAAUAAAUAAAUAUACCAGAAAAGCAAAUCCUCAUGAUAUGUGGGUGGCAAACAGAGUCUGAGCCCAUAUCAUUAGCAUUUAUCUUAAAUUGGACCCAGUCUCUGCAAAGUUACCGGGAAUCUCUCCCUCCUAGACCCCUUUUCUGACCACUGCCUGUACCUAUUGGUUACACUAAUUUAUCCAAAUGAUUAUCAGAGCAAAGCUAUGACUGUUUGAUAAUUGACACUCUUUGGGGUUUUUUGGUUUUUGGUUUUUGGUUUUGUUUUUGUUUUGGGGGGGGUUGGUUUUUUGA
Messenger RNA from Fukomys damarensis (Damara mole-rat), 1816 nucleotides. It is a transcript of the gene Mcu, whose product is annotated as mitochondrial calcium uniporter. Gene Ontology annotation, biological process: mitochondrial calcium ion homeostasis; calcium import into the mitochondrion. Lineage: Eukaryota; Metazoa; Chordata; Mammalia; Rodentia; Bathyergidae. Gene Ontology annotation, cellular component: mitochondrial inner membrane; uniplex complex. Gene Ontology annotation, molecular function: calcium channel activity; uniporter activity. Bases 100 to 1113 code for a protein of 337 amino acids. The transcript has 10 exons. The record is from RefSeq and is a predicted model, not a curated record.